Molecule: messenger RNA, 417 nt
Organism: Blastomyces dermatitidis ER-3
Lineage: Eukaryota; Fungi; Ascomycota; Eurotiomycetes; Onygenales; Ajellomycetaceae
Exons: 1
Coding region: 1-417 (138 amino acids)
Source: RefSeq, a predicted model, not a curated record
AUGAUGCUCAAAUGGAUAAAGACCCUCACAUCCAGGCUUGUUCACAAUUGCACCCCUCCCAUCUUAGCGCUGGAACCGAUGCACCUUGCUCCAGUGGUGUGGGUGAAGGCUCCCACAGCAGUGAAGUUGAAGAGUCUCGAGCGAGGAGUGGAGGGAUUGGAGGAACAGACAAUGAAGCAGUCUCAGAUUGCUUUCAUGUUAUCUACAGAGGAAGGUUCCUUUACCGGUCUUCAUUCCCAUUUCCUAUCUCUACAGCUUGAUGAACGUCUGCAGUUCCUUUCUUGGCUGUUUGAAGGUGCUAUGGCAAGUUGCACACUCAAGUUGAAUGAGAGCGUGCAGUCAGUCGUUCACUCAGAUUAUCAUGAGGAGAUUGAGCAAACUCAGCGUGAGCAUAGUAAGAGGAGGAAGGGCCAUUGA